Mangifera indica (mango) is the source of this 955-nucleotide messenger RNA. RefSeq names its product ADP-ribosylation factor 1-like 2. Gene Ontology annotation, biological process: vesicle-mediated transport; intracellular protein transport. Gene Ontology annotation, molecular function: GTP binding; GTPase activity. The record is from RefSeq and is a predicted model, not a curated record. The transcript is spliced from 6 exons. Gene Ontology annotation, cellular component: cytoplasm. The coding region runs from base 177 to 758 and encodes 193 amino acids. Lineage: Eukaryota; Viridiplantae; Streptophyta; Magnoliopsida; Sapindales; Anacardiaceae.
CAAAAAAAUAAAAUAAAACAAAAGAGAGAAAGCUUAAGCAAAACGGUAAUCCAAACCAAAGCACGAAAGCGCAUACGUAUAUCUCUCGGUCGCGCUUUCUCUAAUUUCUCUCAAAUCGAUUCCCGAAAUUGAAGCUUAUACUUCAACAACAACAACGCGUCGCCAGCCGCUGCAGCAUGGGCCAAGCCUUCCGCAAACUCUUUGAUACCUUCUUCGGCAACAGUGAAAUGCGUGUUGUGAUGCUGGGUUUGGAUGCUGCUGGUAAAACAACCAUACUGUACAAGUUGCACAUUGGAGAAGUGUUAUCUACUGUUCCUACAAUUGGUUUUAAUGUGGAGAAAGUUCAGUAUAAGAAUGUGAUGUUCACAGUUUGGGAUGUUGGUGGGCAAGAGAAAUUAAGGCCACUAUGGAGGCAUUAUUUUAAUAAUACCGAUGGACUGAUCUAUGUUGUUGAUUCCUUGGACCGAGAGAGAAUUGGAAAGGCAAAGCAAGAAUUUCAGGCUAUCAUCAAAGAUCCAUUUAUGCUCCACAGUGUGAUUUUGGUGUUUGCAAAUAAGCAGGAUAUGAAAGGAGCAAUGACCCCAAUGGAAGUUUGCGAAGGAUUAGGCCUCUAUGAUCUCAGGAAUCGAAGAUGGCACAUUCAAGGGACAUGUGCACUUAGAGGAGAUGGACUUUACGAAGGCUUGGAUUGGUUGGCUUCAACUAUAAAGGAGAUGAGAGCUGCCGGAUACUCAUCUGCAGGCACCUCGACAAUCUAGUCUUCCAGUUUGGAAUUCUUACCUCCUUACUAAUCAAAAACUUGUAUAUUGUCGUUCCCCUUCAAUAUCAUCCUUGUAGAACAUUUCUUUUUGCGAAAACUAGAAAUUCUCAUCAAUUUUCUACCUAAGCACGUUUAUUAUGACACUGUGAGGUUUAUUCGAUAAUGAAGCUUAAGAGUUAUUUACCCCGUGUGAAA